Messenger RNA from Ectocarpus siliculosus, 3329 nucleotides. NCBI's taxonomy places the organism in Eukaryota, Phaeophyceae, Ectocarpales, Ectocarpaceae. The record is from the annotation of a GenBank genome assembly.
AUGAACAAGACCUACCUGCGGUAUGAGCUCAGCGAGACCUUUGGCGUUGUCGCGUCGCCGCAGAGCAAUGUUGUCUACGACUCGACGGGCAACCUUGCCAUCUCCGCAGCCCUACACGAUGUCGCUGUGUGGAACCUGCGGCAAUGCUCGUUGGUGCGCCUGCUGAGCCCCGAGGGCGAGUCGGCGGCGAGCAGGGCUCAGGUAACCAGCCUCCUCCUCUCGCCGGACGGGAGCACCGUCGCCGCCGGCUACUCGUCGGGCCUCGUCCUGCUCUUCUCCCUCAAGACCGGCGCCACCGCCGUAACCCUCCACGGCCACCGGUCGGCGGUGACGGCCGCCCGCUACCACGCCUCGGGCGCGCUACUGGCGUCGGGGUCCGCGGACACCGACAUCGUGGUCUGGGACGCGGUGGCGGAGUCGGGGCUGUACCGCCUGAGGGGGCACCGCGACGGCGUCACGGACGUGGUGUUCUUGGGAAGUGGGGGCGGGGGCGGGGGCGGGGUCGUGCCAGGCGGGUGCAGGCUGAGGAACGGGCUGGCGUCGUGCAGCAAGGACACUCUGGUGAAGCUGUGGGACCUGGACACGCAGAGCUGCGUGCAGACGGUGGUGGGGCACCGGGGUGAGGUUUGGAGCUUGGACGUAAACGCCUCCUGCACGAGGCUAGUCACCGGCGCGAGCGACAACGAGCUUCGCGUGUGGGCGCUGGAUUCACAGCGAGGAGGAAAAGACAGCGUGGCGGCGGCGGAGGCGGAGGCGGCGGGUAUGGUGGUGGAUGGCGAGGAAGAGGAGAGCGACGCGGGCGAUGGUGUCGAGGAGGACGUCGUGGCGGUGUAUAUGGGAUCCGUCGCUCGGCAAGGGAACGACCGAGCGGCCCGUGUGCGAUUUCACGGCGGUGGCCCGCUGCUGGGAGUUCAAGGGGCGGGGAAGGCCCUGGAGGUGUUUCGUGUCCGGGAUGAGGCACAGGCGAAGAAGAAGAUGAAGAGGCGGUUGAAGCGCGCCAAGGAGAAGGCAUCACUCAAGGCCGCCGCCGCAGCAGCAGCAGCAGCAGCAGCAGGCACGGACCAUGUCGACGGCGCGUGGGGGGAAGAGGGUGCGGCGGCGGCGACGGGCGAAGCAGGAAGAAGUACAUUAACAGAUAGCAUCGUCGCCGGGGACGAGCUGGAGUCGUCGGUAGUGCUGAGGACGGACCACCGAGUGCGGUCGUUCGACUUCGCGCCGUCGAUGACGGCAAGUAGCAGUAGCGGCGGUAGGCGCGGCGGUAGGGGAAGCGGAAGCGGCGGCGACGGCCUCGACUCCACCCGAGUCUUGGUCUCCCUCCACAACAACUCGAUGGAGGUGUGGGGUCUCGAGGGCUGCUGCCACGCCGGCGCCGGCAAGGCUUCCAAAAAGGCAAAGGGUGUCGACGAAGACGACGGCGGGGGUGACGCAGCAGCACCAGCAGCAGCAGCGUCGAGGAUGAUGGUGCUGGACCUGCAGGGCCACCGGAGCGACGUCCGCGCGGUGGCGGUGAGCUCGGACGGCGCGAUGGUCGCGUCCGUCUCGCACGGCCUGGCCAAGGCCUGGAGCGCGAGGACGAGGCAGUGCGUGCGCUCGGCGCCCUGCGGCUUCGGCCUCACGGUGGCCUUCGCGCCGGGGGACCGCCACCUGCUGGUCGGCACGAAGGAGGGAAACCUCCAGGUCGUCGACCUCGGGUCCGGGGAGAUGAUCCAGGACUACGCCGCCCACGAGAAGGCGAUCUGGUCGAUAGACCUCAGGCCGGACGGGAAGGGUCUGGUGUCCGGCAGCGCUGAUCGUCAGGUGAAGUUUUGGGACUUCGAGGUUGCCAACGGCAACCUAGGCCUGGUCCACACGCGCUCGCUGAAGGUCACCGAUGACGUGCUCUGCGUCCGGUACUCGAGGCACAAGCAGCAGUCCAAGCUACUCCUAGCAGUGGCCCUCCUGGACAGCACGGUCAAGGUCUUCCACGACGACUCCCUCAAGUUCUUCCUGUCCCUCUACGGGCACAAGCUGCCGGUCAUGUCCAUGGACGUCUCCGACGACGGAGCCCUGCUGGCGACGGGCUCGGCGGACAAGACCGUCAAGAUCUGGGGCUUGGACUUCGGCGACUGCCACCGCAGCCUUCUUGCCCACGACGACAGCAUCAUGAGCGUCCGGUUCGUCCGCGGCACGCACUACCUAUUCACGUGUUCCAAGGACAAGACCGUCAAGCACUGGGACGCAGAUCACUUCGAGAAGAUCCUCACCCUCAAGGGUCACCAGUCCGAGGCGUGGACGCUAGAGGUGUCCCCGGACGGGUCGUUCGUGCUCUCCGGCGGGCACGACCGGUCCCUCCGGCUGUGGCGCCGCACGGAAGAGAUGGUCUUCCUGGAGGAGGAGCGCGAGAAGGAGAUGGAGGGGCUCUUCGAGAGCGAGCUCGACCGGGACGAUGUCGCCGCGCCGGGAGCCGACGGCCUUGCGCUCCCUGCCCCGCAACGGAAGCCAGAAGGCACCGAAGAGGGAGGGGACGGCGAUGGUGGGGCGAGCGGCGGCGGCGCACAGCAGGCGGAGUCCGGGCCGGCCACCAAACGGUCCCUGGAGUCGGUGAAGGCGGGCGAGAGGCUCAUGGACGCUCUGGAGCUGGCGGAGCUGGAGCUGAAGCUCAUGCGCGAAGAGGAGAGGGCGGCGGCCAAGGCGAGACGAAGAGGGGAGCCGGCGCCGCCCGCGCGGCGGCCGAACCCGAUUCUUCUCAACCUUUCUCCCCUGCGAUACGUCCUCAGAACCCUCCAGAUGAUCAAGACGCCGGAGCUAGAGCAGGCUCUGCUGGUGCUACCGUUUUCGCAGGUGGAGAGCCUGGCGAACUUCCUGGUAAGGUUGCUCGCAGCCGGGCUGGAGGUCGAGCUGUGCGCGCGCUGCGCGGUGUUUCUUCUGCGCGUACACCAGGCGAGGAUUGUGUCGACGGGUAGCAUGGUGGUCGUCCUCGACGCCCUCCGGAACAACCUUCGGCGCCAACUCGAGGCGUCGAGGGACGUCGUGGGGAGGAACAUGGCGGGGCUUCGCAUCCUGGGGAGGCUGGCGGAAGAGGACAAGAACGCCUAUCUCAUGGAAAGCGAGGAAGACCGCCUGGCAAAAAGAAUGCGGCAGGCGUAAGCUUUGUAUUGUUUUUCUAGAAGAGAGGAGACCAGGUUGAUUGUACCGUGGUCGACCGGUAGCUUCUUUACCAAGAAACUCAAGAAAUAAUAUAAUGUACCAGGUGAAAUAAAACGUUUUUGGUUGGGUGUGUGCGUGUGUGUAUUUUUAUUACUAGCACGGCUGUGCGGUUUUGUUGGUUGAAAAGAGACUGAGUGGUUUGA